AGUGCGCACGCGUAGCGUCAGCGCUCUAAUCUGGAACAUGGCGGCGCGUUCGCUGUGGGCGGUGCAGCGGCUGCAGCGCCUCCUGGCCUCGGGGGCUGUGUCACAGAGCAGGGGAUGGUCACACCCAUUCAGCACUGCCACCCAAAGAACUGCUGGGGAAGACUGCAGUUCUGAAGACCCUCCUGAUGGACUUGGUCCCUCGCUUGCUGAACAGACCUUAAGGCUAAAAGCUGUUAAACUGGAAAAAGAAGUCCAGGAUUUAACACUGAGAUACCAGCGAGCCAUCGCUGAUUGUGAAAACAUAAGGAGAAGAACCCAGAGAUGUGUGGAAGAUGCGAAAAUAUUUGGAAUCCAGAGCUUCUGUAAGGACCUGGUGGAGGUGGCAGACAUUUUGGAGAAGACUGCCAAGUGCUUUUCGGAAGGAGCUGAACCUGAGGACCACAAGCUUGCUCUGGAAAAAGUCUUCCAAGGGCUGUCCCUGUUAGAAGCAAAGCUGAAAAGCGUGUUUACCAAGCAUGGCCUAGAAAAAAUGACACCCAUUGGCGACAAAUACGACCCUCAUCAGCAUGAACUCAUCUGUCACAUGCCAGCAGGUGUUGGGGUGCAGCCUGGCACCGUGGCAUUAGUUCGGCAAGAUGGCUACAAACUUCAUGGCCGCACCAUUAGACUUGCGCAAGUGGAAGUAGCGGUGGAGUCUCAAAGAAGGCUCUGAAAGGGUCACUGGAACCAAACCUCCCAGAGUCAGGCACCUAUGUCUCCUUUAUUUAUUAAGCUGGUUUGUAUUAUACAUGAGGUCCUUCGUGUGCUCCAUUUUGGAUUUAGUCACAUUGACUGUAUCUCUACAGUGUCUUAUUGGGUUUACAUGACCUGUUAGUCUCAUCGGGAAUCCUGCCACUAGACAUUUGAACAAUGUGACGAGUGUCAUGUGGCCUUUAUCAAAAUGUUUACAAAAAUCAUUUAAAUUGGUACUCUGAUGCCUGAAUCCAAAAUCUUACCUGUGUUUUUAUCUAACUGCUGGAAUUGGUGCAGCAUCUUAUAUCUUGUAUUUUUUGGGAAAGGGAAAUGGUAGGGAUUGGUUUGACACUUAGGUACAUAGAUACCAAUGCCUUACCCUUGUGUAAGUUUAGAUCAUUUGGGCUGGUGUGUAGAGAGAUUUCCCAAGGCUACUUUUUUAUUUCACUUUGUCCAGUCAUCUCAUGUGCUUGUACUCCUACCAGGGUCACACUCACGCAGUUUCAUAGCCGCCCCUUUCUCGUCCCUUUUGGAAGGGCUAAAGGGCCAGGCCAGUCUUCCUUUCUUGUUUUUGGUAAGGUGAAUACAUAACUGGGCCCAAGUCUAAGAAGAGGCAAGCCCUGGUUGCCUUGACAACACAACCCAAUCCCAGGGAGACCAAAAGCCUCCAUACAUUACAAGUUGGAGAGAUAGACUUUGGGGACCAACCAGGCAUGCUGGCUGUCAAUUCAAAAAUAAAAACAAAAUAUUCAGGUGGAUAAUUUUUUUACAGUAUAUAAUUUACACAAAAGUAAUUGCAUCCCUUGCAUGGACUGAGAACAAACCAGGCCAUCCUUUCUGGAUUAGGGUGUGGGGCUGCUUUGGAGAGGACAAGGGACUUCCUAUAGCAGCAAAAAGAAAAAUAAAUACAAUCAAAAAUCCUCAGGCACAUUGUAAAACGGUUGCUGUCACCUUCCCCAUUCCAAUUUUUAAAUCCCAAGUCAAAAGCACCAAGAAAAAUUUUUUGUAUAUUUAUUAUUAACAAAAGCAACAAAGUUGUCUCAGUUCUGCAUGUGUUUUGUUAAGAAAAGGUAUGACACAGCUCCAUCACUGUCCACCUAGAAUCACUUGCAGUCUACAAAGGAAGGGCCGUAUUCCUUCUGCUCCUCCUUGGUGAACUGUAUGUAUCUCCUGGAAGUUGCAGCUGCCCAUCCGCACAGAGUACUUGUACUCGGGGAGCAAUGACGUUAAUUUUCAUGGUACUAGAAACAGAGGAAUGAUCUGCAUCCUGUAGUAAUCAGUGCCUGAGUCCGUGGGGUACCACCAGACUGCACUGUGUUGGCAUCAAAGUCUCUGCUGAUAUUGACAUCACACUUAAUGAUAGAAUGGAAGAUAAGGUCGUAGAUGCCAUCGUAGUCCAUACCCAGAAAGAAAGGCUAGAAGAGCACCUGGGGCAGCAGAGUUGGUUCUUGGCAGUAAUGAUGACCUGGCUGUUGGGCAGCUCAUAGCUCUUCUCCAGGGAGGAGAAGGAUGCAGCCACAGGCGUGUCUUAUGGGGAAUACCGGGCAACAUGGUGCAAGUUGCCCUUGAUGUUACCACUUGGCCAUGGCGAGGCUGUAGCUGUGCUUGCUCAGGAGCUGCAAGAGUAGUCCACCGGGGUCAUGUAAGAAAGAACAUAGUCCCUAUAGAUGGGCAGUGUGGGUAACCCUGUCUCCAGAGUCCACCAGGGUCACGUAAGGAAGAACAUAGUCCCUGUAGAUGGGCAGUGUGGAUAACCCUGUCUCCAGAGUCCACCAGGAUCACGUAAGGAAGAACAUAGUCCCUGUAGAUGGGCAGUGUGGAUAACCCUGUCUCCAGAGUCCACCAGGAUCACGUAAGGAAGAACAUAGUCCCUGUAGAUGGGCAGUGUGGAUAACCCUGUCUCCAGAGUCCGCUGGGAUACAAGUGGUACUGUAAAGACAGCACAGCCUUAGUGGCUCUGUGCAUGAUCUAGGUCUCUGUUCAUGACUGGCCCAGGGUUCAGGGAACCUUGUAAGCAGCACUGAGUGGUCCUCCAGGGCCACACAUGUCUCAUUGUAUGAAGUGUGGUGUUAUCUCCAAGUUGGUAACAAACCUCCAUAGAUACCUCGGGGUCAGGGUGCUUCUCUUGCUGUAGGCCUUGUCACCCAUGUAGGAAACCUGGCCAGUGCCAACAUCACACCCCAGUGCAUUGGGCUACCUACCAUGGAGCAGGAGACAGACUUGGAAGCAUCCUCGCCUAUGAAGCCAGCUCUUAGCGCCAGGGCAGCAGUAUCUGCUUCCAUGACAAAUGGUGACAAGUAGGGACCCAGCAGUGGAGGAUCUGAGAAGCCUGUGCUUGCCAGGUAAAUGUGGAUACUAAAGAGCAUCUUCCCUUAUAUGUAAGGAGCUAUUUUUAUAGCUUCCUGGGUAUGAAGUAAUUUUAGGCAGCACCAACAGCAGAUGACCAGAAUACAUUUGUAUUGGUAAUGACCUACAGUGGCUGGUUCCACCAACCCUGAUUGUUGGGUUAGCCCUGGGGUCCUAUAUUAGAUUAUAUGGGGAGAAGUCAAAAAUUCUGGACUCGUAUAAGUUCUCAUUAAAUAAGGCUGAUGUGUGCCUUUUUCUCCCACCAUAUGGGGCUGACAAAUUACUACCUCUCACAUCACAAAACUUGUAUACUUAGAACAUUGGGGAUUGGAUGCAAGGUCUCAUGAAUGCUACGUAAGCUCUCUACAACUCCCAGCCCUGACAAGCUUUGUUUCCGAGUUUUAGUCUCCACCUUAGGCCUUAUUUGUAUGAACAUCUACGUAUGUAUUAACCUUGUAAAUUUUAUGAACCUGUAUAGUUUUUAAGUCUCAAUAACUGAUGGUGUGUAAAAGGUUUGCCCAGAAAAUACCUUAAUGCAUAAAUAAUACACAAGGUAAACUUUAUAAUGGUUUUAAUAUAAGAGAUCUUAACUGAUAGAGGAGAAAACGGUAAUGAGAUGUUGAUGUUGUAAAUAAACUUGCUUAGGAAAUACUAA
This is a messenger RNA of Apodemus sylvaticus (European woodmouse), 3733 nucleotides long. RefSeq names its product GrpE like 2, mitochondrial (gene Grpel2). The coding region runs from base 38 to 712 and encodes 224 amino acids. Gene Ontology annotation, molecular function: protein homodimerization activity; protein-folding chaperone binding; adenyl-nucleotide exchange factor activity. The record is from RefSeq and is a predicted model, not a curated record. Lineage: Eukaryota; Metazoa; Chordata; Mammalia; Rodentia; Muridae. Gene Ontology annotation, cellular component: PAM complex, Tim23 associated import motor. The transcript is spliced from 4 exons. Gene Ontology annotation, biological process: protein import into mitochondrial matrix; protein folding.